Coregonus clupeaformis (lake whitefish) is the source of this 2634-nucleotide messenger RNA. RefSeq names its product metalloreductase STEAP4. The coding region runs from base 407 to 1846 and encodes 479 amino acids. The record is from RefSeq and is a predicted model, not a curated record. Gene Ontology annotation, biological process: copper ion import. NCBI's taxonomy places the organism in Eukaryota, Metazoa, Chordata, Actinopteri, Salmoniformes, Salmonidae. The transcript is spliced from 10 exons. Gene Ontology annotation, cellular component: endosome; plasma membrane. Gene Ontology annotation, molecular function: ferric-chelate reductase (NADPH) activity; cupric reductase (NADH) activity.
UUCCCUCCUCCCUCCAGGAGCGUGCCCAGACAUAAAUAGACAGUCAGUAGUGUCUCAGUCAGACAUUCAUCUUGAUAACUCAGAGGAGCUGCUCCAACUCUGAAGACUAUUGUUUUGGGACAUGUAAUGCAGAGAACCUUUCAUUGCAGGAGUUCAACUACAGUAAGCUGUCCUAGCAUUGAUUGACAGUGCUCUGUCUGGACUGUAAGACUCCGUCUAGAGGAGGUGUCUGCUGAAAAACUUUGCGAAGUGAAAGGGACAUUCAUCCUGUGAGCUCCAUUUAUGUGGAUGUGCUUUUUCUGUAAUUGCAACUUCAGGAAGGUAUUUUAAACUCUUUGGUCUUUCUGACACUUUCUGUUGACUCUACCUACGACUCAAGGAGAUCUUUGCCUGUCUCUGUUCAGGCAUGACGGGUCAGGAGAGGAGUGAGAAGAGUGAGUGUGUGUCCCUGUCACUGAUGAGGGAGGCUGUCCCUGCCCCACCGGAGUAUGAGAGGGUGUGUGUGUUUGGGACGGGGGACAUGGGGCGCUCUCUGGGCCUGCGUCUGCUGCAGGCGGGGUAUGGGUUGGUGUUCGGCAGCCGACGGCCCCACAGCAGCAGCCUCCUACCACACGGAGCACAGGUCCUGGGCCAUGCUGCAGCUGCCCAGUCAGCCCGUCUGAUCUUCAUCGCUGUCCAGAGAGAACACUACGACUUCCUGGUACCACUGGCCAAUCAGCUAAAGGGGAAGGUGUUGGUGGACCUCAGUAAUAACCUGAGGAAGAAUCAGUACCCAGAGGCCAAUGCGGAGUACCUGCAAAGUCUGGUCCCUGGAGCUGAGGUGGUUAAAGGAUUCAACACCCUGUCUGCCUGGGCUUUGCAGAAUGGACCUUCAGAUGCCAACAGACAGGUGUAUAUCUGCGGGGAAAGUGCAGAGGCCAAGCAGGUGGUGAUGGUGGUAGCCACCAAGCUGGGUUUCAGUGCCCUGGACCGGGGCUCUCUCUCAGCAGCCCGGGAACUGGAGGACUUCCCCUUGCAGCUGUUCCCCCAGUGGAGGCUCCCACUGCGCAUCGCCAUCGGCCUCAGUGCUGCCUUCUUCUUCUACUUGCUGAUCAGAGACAUCAUCUACUCAUACGUCACCCAGGGCAAAGACAUUUCCUUCAGAAUCAUGGUCUCACUGGCAAACAAGGUGUGUCCCAUCGUGUCUCUGAUCAUGCUGUCUCUCUGUUACCUGCCUAGUGUCCUGGCUUCCUUCCUGCAGCUCUACAGGGGCACCAAGUACAGGCGCUUCCCUGAUUGGCUGGACCGCUGGAUGCUGUGCAGGAAACAGCUGGGUCUACUGGCGCUGGGGUUCGCCUUUCUGCACGUGCUCUAUACACUGAUCAUACCCAUACGGUACUAUGUGAGGUUCAAGUCCACUGAACGCACUGUCUCUCUGAUCAGAGAGAACAGGACCACUGAGUUUGAUACCACAAUGGCCUGGCGUGGCGACUCCUACUUAUCCCUGGGAAUUCUGGGAUUUGGCCUGUACGUCCUGUUAGGAAUCACAUCUCUUCCCUCCGUCAGUAACGCUCUCAGCUGGAGGGAGUUCAGCUUCGUACAGUCCAAGCUGGGUCACCUGACUCUGCUGUUGUGUACGGCUCACACCUACCUGUAUGGCUGGAACAGGUUCCUGCGUUCCUCCACCUACAAGUGGUACACCCCACCGGGCUACAUGCUGUGUCUGGUGCUUCCCUCUGUGGUGCUGCUGCUCAAGCUGCUGCUCAUCACCCCCUGUGUGGACCGAACCAUCACCCGCAUACGCCAGGGCUGGGAGAGGGGGGCAGACUGGAGGAACCCUAAAGACAGCCAACCACUGAUCCCUUAGAGGACACAAAUACACACACAGACACACACACAGAGACACACACACACAGACACAAAAUAACACCCUCAGUGUGAUGACAGCUUUGUCAUCGAGGCAUGAACUCUUGUUUCUUUGUUCUGGCUAUUAUACCCUCAGAUGUUGGCUACCAUUCAAUCAUCGGUUGCCAUGUUUCUGGGAUCAAAAACCAACAAUAUAAUUUAAUUGAUAUGCAUUUGUAUUUCUUUUUGUAUUACACUGUAAACAUUGUUGCAUUUUAAUAGAAAUAUUUUCAACCGUACGUAAACCAGACACUAGUUUUCACUUGGUGAAACAAGUUGUCUCUCUUAUGUAAAGAGAAUGGUGAAAACUCUCUCUCUCUCUCUCUCUCUCUCUCUCUCUCUCUCUCUCUCUCUCUCUCUCUCUCUCUCUCUCUCUCUCUCUCUCUCUCUCUCUUCUUUGACUGACUGUAUAGUUAUCCCUGGAUGAAAUACAGGUUUCAUAUAUUUUGUGUCUGUCUGAUACAUCUCCAGGGGCAGGUCAGACACAUAAAAACAUAUAUUAUAUCAAUGUGAUCCUCUCUGGGGCAGAGUGUUGAUAUUUCCUCCAGAAAACAGACUCUCUGAAUCCCACCAACAGGCUUCCCUUUCAUCACUAGAUAGACAGAGUGGCCCACAGUGUCUUCUGUUAUGGGGAGCACUUCCAUUUGUUCAUGUGGCAAAAGUGACACACCAUCAGUGGCGACCCAUCAUUCAGGGCAGAGCCCCACCCGUUUUUUGUUGUUGCCUGUUUUGCAUGUUAUUUUGGCAUUU